AUGCUUCUUAGAACCCGAGGGAAAGCCACUUUGAAUAGGGUUAUUUGGGACGCAGAAAACCCGGAGUUCUGUAAUCUCCCAAGCUUCCUGUUUGGACAGUCUAUGGGUGGAGCAGUAGCCCUGAAUGUGCACCUGAAACAACCUGAUGCAUGGAAUGGUGCCAUUCUAGUUGCACCUAUGUGCAAAAUUGCAGAUGACAUGGUUCCGCCGUGGCUGUUGACACAAAUUCUAAUUGGUGCGGCGAAAAUUUUUCCAAAGCAGAAGCUAGUUCCACAAAAGGAUUUAGCUGAAGCAGCAUUCCAAGAUUCAAAGAAGAAAGAACUAACAGUGUACAACGUUAUUGGUUACAAUCAUAAACCGCGUUUGGGAACUGCUCUGGAGUUACUCAGAACCACCCAGGAGAUGGAACAUCAACUGGAAAAUGUCUGUCUGCCAUUAUUGAUCCUGCAUGGUAAGGCUGAUAUAGUGACAGAUCCAUCUGUAAGCAAGGCUUUGUAUGAGAAGGCAAGCAGUUCAGACAAGAAACUUAAUCUAUACGACAAUGCUUAUCAUUCACUUCUUGAAGGUGAGCCAGAUGAGAUGAUACACCGCGUGUUGGGCGAUAUUAUUUCAUGGCUUGAUGAGCGUAGUUAAAAUCUACACUGCUGCUUUUGAUUUGAAUUUUUUGUAAAGAAAGGAAAAGAUUGUUGUUGCAUACAAUCAAUCUUGUUAUGGCAUCUGAACUUUGUAUUUAUUGAAAAUUAAUGUAUUUCAUGUAAAUUUGUAUGAAAGAUUUAUUUGGAUCUGUUCUUGAAUUUGGCUAUUAUGAUUGAAUUUAAGUGUG
Messenger RNA from Ilex paraguariensis (yerba mate), 823 nucleotides. NCBI's taxonomy places the organism in Eukaryota, Viridiplantae, Streptophyta, Magnoliopsida, Aquifoliales, Aquifoliaceae. The record is from the annotation of a GenBank genome assembly.